UUAUCUUUAUUAUUAUUAUUAUUAUUAAAUAUAUCUAUCUCCUUUAUUAGUUUUUUUGCUGUUGAAAACUCAAACUCCUUUAUUAGUAGUUUUAAUCUUGAAGCAAAAGAAACACAAGAACUCAAGUGUGUGUGAGAGAGAGUAUAUAAUUGAAUUCACAGAAGAACCAGAGAGAAAUAAUAUUAUUGUUGUGAUCGGAGAUGGCAAGUUCAGGCGGUUACGGAGAUGCAAACCAGAGGAUUGACUACGUCUUCAAGGUGGUUCUGAUUGGUGAUUCAGCGGUGGGGAAAUCACAGAUACUAGCGAGAUUUUCAAGAAACGAGUUCAGCUUGGACUCGAAGUCCACCAUCGGAGUUGAAUUUCAGACGAGGACUCUUGUCAUCGAUCAUAAGACCGUCAAGGCUCAGAUCUGGGAUACUGCUGGUCAAGAACGAUAUAGAGCAGUUACAAGUGCAUACUACAGGGGUGCUGUAGGAGCAAUGUUGGUUUACGACAUCACGAAGCGUCAGAGCUUUGAUCAUAUACCCCGUUGGCUAGAAGAACUUCGCAACCAUGCUGAUAAGAAUAUAGUCAUCAUUCUUGUAGGGAACAAGAGUGAUCUUGAGAACCAGCGUGAUGUAUCAACAGAGGAUGCCAAAGAGUUUGCCGAGAAAGAAGGCUUGUUUUUCUUAGAGACCUCUGCAUUGCAAGCAACUAAUGUUGAGUCAUCCUUCAUGACAGUUUUGACUGAGAUAUACAACAUUGUCAACAAGAAAAACCUGGCUGCUGAUGAAAGUCAGGGAAAUGGGAACUCAGCUUCUUUAUUGGGGCAGAAAAUUGUUGUUCCAGGUCCAGGGCAGGAGGUCCCUGCUAAGAGCAGUAUGUGUUGUCAGUCUUGAUUAUUUUUUUUAUUUGAUUCAAUUUAGUAAAUUUCAUGGUUCUAUGUUCCUAUUACCAAAUUUUGAAAGGUUUGGCGGAUUUCUUUCUUGUAUACUUCAAAUUUAAUUUGUUUGGGCUCCGAAGUGAAGGACAACAAAUGAAGGUUAAUAUAGAAUUAUAGAUUGCUGGUAUAAUAUUCAUGAUUCA
Molecule: messenger RNA, 1065 nt
Organism: Vicia villosa (hairy vetch)
Lineage: Eukaryota; Viridiplantae; Streptophyta; Magnoliopsida; Fabales; Fabaceae
Product: ras-related protein Rab11A
Exons: 2
Coding region: 201-878 (225 amino acids)
Cellular component (GO): endosome
Molecular function (GO): GTP binding; GTPase activity
Source: RefSeq, a predicted model, not a curated record